This is a messenger RNA of Pongo pygmaeus (Bornean orangutan), 2948 nucleotides long. It is a transcript of the gene FEN1, whose product is annotated as flap structure-specific endonuclease 1. Gene Ontology annotation, cellular component: nucleus. Gene Ontology annotation, molecular function: manganese ion binding; 5'-3' exonuclease activity; RNA-DNA hybrid ribonuclease activity. The transcript has 2 exons. Bases 1071 to 2213 code for a protein of 380 amino acids. The record is from RefSeq and is a predicted model, not a curated record. NCBI's taxonomy places the organism in Eukaryota, Metazoa, Chordata, Mammalia, Primates, Hominidae.
GUCUUGCUCUAUCGCCCAGGCUGGAGUGCCUGGAGUGCAGUGGUGUGAACUCGGCUCACUGCAAGCUCCGCCUUCUGGGUUCAAGUGAUUCUCCUGCCUCAGCCUCCCAAGCAGCUGGGAUUACAGGCGUGAACCGCCAUGCCCGGCUAAUUUUUUGUAUUUUUAGUAGAGACAGGGUUUCACGUUGCUGGCCAGGCUGGUCUUGAACUUCUGACCUCCUGAUCCGCCCGCCUCGGCCUCCCAAAGUGCUGGGAAUACAAGAGUGAGCCACCGCGCCUGGCCCUCAAUUUCCAAUUCAGUAUUUUCCUCACUACCUAUGCUAUUAUGGAAUCUUGUGAGCUAUGGUCAAGACGUUCAAGUUCUGGUUCUACUGAGUAAUCUGAGUCUGAGUAAAGUGAUUGCAAUAUCUAUUUCACAGGACUGAAAAAUAAGAAAGAUGAUGAAUCAAAGCACCUAGUGCCUGGCAGGGAGUAUUUUGCUCAAUAGGUAUUUGCUUCCUUCCUAAGGCUGUAGGGAAGAUGAUGAGAUAAUGCCUUUUAUGAAAGAGGGCUGUAAACGUAAAGAUCUGUACAAAUGUUAACUUCAUUGUCACCCGUCAGCCAAUGCUUCUAAAAUCCAGAACAUAACAACUCUAGAGAACUAAACUGCCCCCAUUGUUCUGAGACACUGGAAUUCAAUUCAGUAAACAAUCACGGCCCCCUUCCCCCAAAAUGAUAAAGACAAUCACUGCCAUUUAUUGAGCUUCCAAUUACGGGCCCUGUUUGGCACUGGGAAUACAAAGAUGAAUAGACAUCAUCCCAGAGCUAGAUGCGCGUCAGACGGUGGUCACUAGGAGGCGUGGCCGAAAACAAAGAAGUCCAUGGAACGUGGCCAGAGAUCUGUAGAGGCUGUGGGCGCUCCUAGGAGAGUCUGGCCAAGUGCCUGAGAGUUGGAAGUGCUUCACCAAGAAACAUUUGCCCAGGGCAUUGUAGGAUGGGCACGGGUUCGACAGAAGAACUUUCCAGAUAAAGAUAACACACCACCGAUAACAGAGAUAUACAAACUAGAAGUCAUCCCUCCUCUGUGUUGCCAUGGGAAUUCAAGGCCUGGCCAAACUAAUUGCUGAUGUGGCCCCCAGUGCCAUCCGGGAGAAUGACAUCAAGAGCUACUUUGGCCGUAAGGUGGCCAUUGAUGCCUCUAUGAGCAUUUAUCAGUUCCUGAUUGCUGUUCGCCAGGGUGGGGAUGUGCUGCAGAAUGAGGAGGGUGAGACCACCAGCCACCUGAUGGGCAUGUUCUACCGCACCAUUCGCAUGAUGGAGAACGGCAUCAAGCCUGUGUAUGUCUUUGAUGGCAAGCCGCCACAGCUCAAGUCAGGCGAGCUGGCCAAACGCAGUGAGCGGCGGGCUGAGGCAGAGAAGCAGCUGCAGCAGGCUCAAGCUGCUGGGGCCGAGCAGGAGGUGGAAAAAUUCACUAAGCGGCUGGUGAAGGUCACUAAGCAGCACAAUGAUGAGUGCAAACAUCUGCUGAGCCUCAUGGGCAUCCCUUAUCUUGAUGCACCCAGCGAGGCAGAGGCCAGCUGUGCUGCCCUGGUGAAGGCUGGCAAAGUCUAUGCUGCGGCUACCGAGGACAUGGACUGCCUCACCUUCGGCAGCCCUGUGCUAAUGCGACACCUGACUGCCAGUGAAGCCAAAAAGCUGCCAAUCCAGGAAUUCCACCUGAGCCGGAUUCUGCAGGAGCUGGGCCUGAACCAGGAACAGUUUGUGGAUCUGUGCAUCCUGCUAGGCAGUGACUACUGUGAGAGUAUCCGGGGUAUUGGGCCCAAGCGGGCUGUGGACCUCAUCCAGAAGCACAAGAGCAUCGAGGAGAUCGUGCGGCGACUUGACCCCAACAAGUACCCUGUGCCAGAAAAUUGGCUCCACAAGGAGGCUCACCAGCUCUUCUUGGAACCUGAGGUGCUGGACCCAGAGUCUGUGGAGCUGAAGUGGAGUGAGCCAAAUGAAGAAGAGCUGAUCAAGUUCAUGUGUGGUGAAAAGCAGUUCUCUGAGGAGCGAAUCCGCAGUGGGGUCAAGAGGCUGAGUAAGAGCCGCCAAGGCAGCACCCAGGGCCGCCUGGAUGAUUUCUUCAAGGUGACCGGCUCACUCUCUUCAGCUAAGCGCAAGGAGCCAGAACCCAAGGGAUCCACUAAGAAGAAGGCAAAGACUGGGGCAGCAGGGAAGUUUAAAAGGGGAAAAUAAAUGUGUUUCCCCAUUAUACCUCCUUGACCCCAGAAUAUUUGCCCUCUUGUACCCUUAAGAGCUACAGCCAGAGAAACCUUCACGGGGUGGAGAGAGGAUUCUAAGGCUUUUCUAGUGUGACCCUUUUCAGUAGUGCUAGUCCCUUUUUUACUUGAUCUUAAUGGCAAGAAGGCCACAGAGGUACUUUUCCUUUUUUAGCUCAGGAAAAUAUGUCAGGCUCAAACCACUUCUCAGGCAGUUUAAUGGACACUAAGUCCAUUGUUACAUGAAAGUGAUAGAUAGCAACAAGUUUUGGAGAAGAGAGAGGGAGAUAAAAGGGGGAGACAAAAGAUGUACAGAAAUGAUUUCCUGGCUGGCCAACUGGUGGCCAGUGGGAGGUGAUGGUGGACCUAGACUGUGCUUUUCUGUCUUGUUCAGCCUUGACCCACCUUGAGAGAGCGCCAUCAGGAAGGCGCAUCUUAGCAGAUGGGAGGAACUGCUGAGAGAAGAUAGGCAGAGAGCUGGAGCCCCUGGAGUUGACUGUGUCUGUGUUUGUGACUGAUUACUGGCUGUGUCUUGGGUGGGCAGAAACUCGAACUUGCUAUGUAAUUUGUGUCUAGUUAUUCAGAGGAGUAAGAUGGUGAUGUUCAUCUGGCAAUCAGCUGAGUUGAGACUUUGGAAUAAGACACUGGUUUUCAUGCGCUGUUUUUGUUUUAAAGUUAUGAAGAAAAAAAGUCAAUAAAAUUCUAAAAGUAA